UGAAUCCCUCAAUAACCAGUGCACAUAAUAGUAAUACUUCAGUAUCAUCAAUCAGUAUCACAUGUUUCAAUAACUCUUUUUUAUUUGCAGACUGGCUCUAUAACUUUGCCAUCAACAUGUCCAAGUGAGUCUAAAGAGUUUUGUCUUGUUCACUAAUUAGUUCAGCGGCUGUUCUGGUAUAGUAUGGUUUAGAGGUUAAAAUCCACUAACUGUGGGAAUAGCAAAUGUUAACAAUCCUUGAAUUAUCUUGCGACUUUGUCAAUUCAAGACACUACUUUGUAUUGUGUUUUAUUAAAAUUGUUUUUGAAACUACAAUCAUUUGAUAGAAACAAAAAAGAGUCAGCACUUUUGCAGAGAGCUAAGUCAUAAUAACUUCACAAGAAAGAACCCCAGGGGCUUAAAUGUAACAAUUUAAACUUUGGGACUCCUCUAAUGCUUCAGUUAUCCAGGAUAUGGAUAAAUCCUGAUUACAGAGGGUUUUGUGGAUUUGAUCUUAGAAAAGAUGUUUACAAGACAAAGGAAAAGUUUUAACAGGAUUACUUGACACUUACACGAAAGAAGCAAACACCACUAAGGAUUACUUGUGUGUUUAUUGCUAUAUGCAAUUAUGUAAUAAUAGGAAUGUUAAGAAAAACACUGAAUAUUUUGAGAAAUCAAUUCAGAAUUUGCCACGUUUACCAAGAAAUAACAAAACACAAUAUAACAUGUCUACCAUCUGCAGCAACAUAGAAUUAAUUGGAGAGAUUUUCAGGAAUAUGUCACCAAGAGUCAAACAGUCAUGUUAGCACCAUGCAUAGAAUUAAUAAACAAUAGCUAAAGAACUACUUACCUGAUUGAACACUAAGCCAAACAGGAAAUUCUUGAUUUUACAUACGUUAUUGAGUAUAAUAUAUUGACUUAUUGUAUAUUGUAUUGAACAAAUCACAAUGAUGUCUGACGUCCAGAUUAGACACUUGCCAGCAGGUGCUUUUCUAUCCUAAACACUAAUCUAUGCUUAUAGGGAUGGGAGGGGUAUCCUGUAAGUGGAAAAGACAACUGUGGGAGGUGGUAGGUGCACAACACUAUUGACUAAGACCACUUCAGAAGUGGAAAAAAUAAAUUAUUGUAAAGCAAAAAACAAGAACAUUUCCACCAGGGUCAUUUGUGCUCAGUCCUAAACAUCUUGUGUUUUUUUUUUUAAACACAUUCAGUGAGCCUAAAAGUGUUCAAACGUGUGAAAUACCAUUCUGAUUCACUGUCUUUUCCUUUUUUCUCUUUUUCAGGGUAUUUAAGAAGACCAGCGGCAAUGGACAUGUAAGUGGCCUCUAUAAUAUAGUCAUUAAAGGGCACCUCUUGGGUAUAGGGAGGAGUGAAAAUUGUAUGUAGCUCUUCCAGCUCCCUGAAAUAACUUCCGAACUCUUGUAACCUUGGCGGAGGAGUAACUCUUUCCCUCUUUGCUUUUCUCCGUUUUCUGUUCUCAGAUUACACUGUACUUGGGGAAGAGAGAUUUUGUGGACCAUGUGGAUACAGUGGAAGUAGUUGGUGUGUGGACAAAUGUCUGUUUAUACAUCCUCAAACCUGCACACAUACAGUGCAUGUUUCUGUUCAAAUCUAAUGCUAUUGAUUUUCCUCUCAUUUGCAGAUGGUGUUGUUAAAGUGGACCCUUCUGGUCUUAAUGGCAGAAAAGUAUUUGUCUACCUUGCUUGUGCCUUCCGCUAUGGCAACGAUGAGUUGGACGUUAUUGGGCUGUCCUUCAGGAGAGACAUAUGGAUCCAGCGCAUCCAGGUGUAUCCACCAACAGGUGAAAAUGCAACCAUAUCACCACUGCAAGAAUCCCUCCUGAAGAAAAUUGGUGACCAAGGAUAUCCUUUUUCCUUCCAGAUGCCAACAGAUCUCCCAUGCUCAGUCUCCUUACAGCCUGGGCCAAAUGAUUCUGGCAAGGCUUGUGGUGUGGACUUUGAGGUUAAAGGAUACAUUGCCAACACACCCAUCAGUGCAGAUGAAGUCAUUGAAAAGAAGGACACAUGUCGUCUGAUGAUUCGCAAAAUACAAUUUGCACCAGCUAACAACAAGGCUGGGCCCAAGGCAGAUAUAACCAGGCAGUUUUUGAUGACUGACAAACCUGUUCACUUGGAGGCCUCCCUUGAAAAAGAGAUUUAUUACCACGGAGAUCCAAUCAGUGUCAUGGUAAAAAUCAACAACGAAACCACCAAGAUUGUUAAGAAAAUCAAAGUCUCAGUUGAGCAGAGAACAAAUGUGGUGCUCUACUCAUCUGACUGUUACGUUAAGGUAGUCUGCUCUGAGGAGUUUGGGGAGACAGUAAACGCCAACUCUACAUUUGAGAAGUCCUUCGAAAUAACCCCCCUGCUGUCCAACAACAAAGAAAAGCGGGGUCUUUCACUGGACGGACAGCUAAAAGAUGAGGACACACACCUAGCAUCCACUACCCUGAGUAAAGGAGGAAAGGAGAUGCAGGGAAUACUUGUCUCCUAUCAAGUUAAGGUUAAUUUAAUGAUUUCCAGUGGAGGCCUGCUAGGUGGCAUAAUGGGAAGUGAUGUCAAUGUGGAGCUUCCUCUGACUCUGAUGUCCCCAAAACCUGCAGGACAGACAUCUCAAUUGAUUCCAUGGAAAGUUGAGACAACCAACGAAGAUCACCUCUUGGACAAAGAAUACAGAACAAAAAGGAACUCAACAUGAAUGAAGAAAAGCCCAAAGUGUCACUAAAUCACUACAAAGUUCUUAUUUCACCUGUACAUAUACAUGUUAUUAGGCAUUACCAUGGGAUUUCACUGAGAAAUUUCUCUGAAUUCCAUCAUUGCAGAAAUAAACAUGUAUUGUACAUUACAUUCUGUCCUGUAGUAUGUAUGAGUGCAGAUUUAUCUUUCCAUUAAUUAAGAAUACUAAGCUUUAUUCAUCCUUUAUAUUUAUUGCUGCUAUUAGAGCCAUGAUAUAUUAUAUAUUACAUAAAUGUUUUUAUUUAUUUAUUGCUGAUCAUUGUCCCUUGUAUUGCACUAUGUAUGUUGAUCUGUACCUCUGAAAUAUAAAUACCUUACCUGUGAUUGUGUUUGUUGUGUGUAUGGACUGGGUAAGCUGCAAACAAAUUGCCCUUCUUGGGAUCAGUAAAGUUGUCCUAAUCUAAAUAUUAUGACUGAAUGAAUAUCUGGGGGAUGGGUAUCUCCCAAAAUACUGCUAUUUGUUCAUGACACUCAUCAACAAGAGAAGUAAAUUAAAAGAUUGUCUCCUCAA
Molecule: messenger RNA, 3225 nt
Organism: Micropterus salmoides (largemouth bass)
Lineage: Eukaryota; Metazoa; Chordata; Actinopteri; Centrarchiformes; Centrarchidae
Gene: arr3b
Product: arrestin 3b, retinal (X-arrestin)
Exons: 12
Coding region: 1534-2676 (380 amino acids)
Biological process (GO): visual perception; signal transduction; G protein-coupled receptor internalization
Molecular function (GO): G protein-coupled receptor binding
Source: RefSeq, a predicted model, not a curated record